Messenger RNA from Balaenoptera ricei (Rice's whale), 8631 nucleotides. RefSeq names its product inositol 1,4,5-trisphosphate receptor type 2 (gene ITPR2). Gene Ontology annotation, cellular component: membrane; endoplasmic reticulum. The coding region runs from base 454 to 8559 and encodes 2701 amino acids. The transcript has 57 exons. Gene Ontology annotation, molecular function: inositol 1,4,5-trisphosphate-gated calcium channel activity; inositol 1,4,5 trisphosphate binding. The record is from RefSeq and is a predicted model, not a curated record. NCBI's taxonomy places the organism in Eukaryota, Metazoa, Chordata, Mammalia, Artiodactyla, Balaenopteridae. Gene Ontology annotation, biological process: calcium ion transmembrane transport.
CACCACCUGGUCCAAAAAUUCCCCCGAGGGAACCGAGGGGCUCUGCACGCACCAGCUCUGGCCGGGCUGCGGGGACCGCUGCGGCGGGGCGCGGAGCGGGGAGGGUAGGCGGAGGAGGGAGCGGAGGAGGGAGGAGGAGGAGCAAAAGGUGUUGGAGAGAAAACUUCUAAAAGGAACAGGAAACUUGCCGGGGAGGCGGCGGCGGCUGCGGCUCUCUGGGCGUCCGGGCGGCGCACGUCGCGGGGUGUCCGGAGCUGCAGCGCCGCUCCUGGCGGCUUCCCCGGCGCGGGGCAGGGCUGAGCCCGACACUCGAUCCCUCGGGCCGUGCCCGCCGCCGCCGCUCUGGGCGCUGCAGGCGAGCGCUCCGUUCCGCCUCUACCGCGGCGGCUCCCCGGAGAGGGCGGCGAGGGCGCAGAGAAGAGGAGGGACGUCUUCUGCGGAGCAUGAAGCAGCAUGUCCGAUAAAAUGUCCAGCUUCCUCUACAUAGGGGACAUCGUGUCUCUGUACGCGGAGGGCUCGGUCAACGGCUUCAUCAACACGCUGGGGCUAGUGGAUGACAGAUGUGUGGUGCACCCAGAGGCGGGGGACCUCGCCAACCCUCCCAAGAAGUUCCGAGACUGCCUCUUUAAGGUGUGCCCUAUGAACCGAUAUUCUGCUCAGAAACAAUAUUGGAAAGCCAAGCAAGCUAAACAAGGGAACCACACAGAGGCAGCCUUGCUGAAGAAAUUACAGCAUGCUGCAGAACUGGAACAAAAACAAAAUGAAUCAGAGAAUAAGAAGCUGUUGGGAGAAAUUGUGAAAUAUAGUAAUGUUAUACAACUACUGCAUAUAAAAAGCAACAAGUAUCUGACUGUCAACAAGAGAUUACCGGCUUUACUGGAGAAGAAUGCCAUGCGCGUGUCCUUGGAUGCUGCAGGAAAUGAAGGGUCUUGGUUUUAUAUUCAUCCCUUCUGGAAGCUGAGAAGCGAGGGUGACAAUAUUGUUGUCGGAGAUAAGGUUGUUUUGAUGCCCGUGAAUGCAGGACAGCCACUACAUGCCAGCAACAUAGAGCUUCUUGAUAAUCCAGGGUGUAAAGAGGUGAAUGCUGUUAAUUGCAACACUAGCUGGAAAAUCACUUUAUUCAUGAAAUAUAGUUCCUAUCGAGAGGAUGUACUAAAAGGGGGUGAUGUUGUUCGAUUGUUUCAUGCGGAACAAGAGAAGUUUCUGACUUGUGAUGAAUAUGAGAAAAAACAGCACAUUUUCCUUCGUACAACUUUGCGUCAAUCAGCCACUUCUGCCACCAGUUCUAAAGCACUCUGGGAAAUAGAGGUAGUUCAUCAUGACCCAUGCCGUGGAGGUGCAGGACAAUGGAACAGCUUGUUCAGGUUUAAACAUCUUGCAACCGGGAACUAUUUAGCUGCAGAGCUUAACCCUGAUUAUCGAGAUGCCCAAAAUGAAGGAAAAAAUGUGAGAGAUGGAGAUCUUCCAACUUCAAAGAAGAAACGCCAGGCAGGGGAGAAGAUCAUGUACACUUUGGUCUCAGUCCCACAUGGAAAUGACAUUGCAUCCCUUUUUGAACUGGAUGCCACAACUCUUCAGAGAGCGGACUGCCUGGUCCCAAGGAAUUCAUACGUUCGGUUAAGACAUUUAUGUACAAACACGUGGGUAACCAGUACUAGCAUCCCCAUAGACACAGAUGAAGAGAGGCCUGUUAUGUUGAAGAUCGGAACUUGCCAAACAAAAGAAGAUAAAGAAGCUUUUGCCAUUGUGUCUGUCCCGCUGUCUGAGGUCCGAGACUUAGACUUCGCCAAUGACGCAAAUAAAGUGCUGGCGACCACAGUUAAAAAGCUGGAAAACGGCACAAUAACUCAGAAUGAAAGGAGGUUUGUGACCAAAUUAUUGGAAGACCUUAUCUUCUUUGUUGCUGAUGUACCUAACAAUGGACAAGACGUUCUGGAUGUGGUAAUCACCAAGCCAAACCGAGAACGUCAGAAAUUAAUGAGGGAACAAAACAUAUUGGCACAGGUAUUUGGGAUUCUGAAAGCACCCUUUAAGGAGAAAGCAGGAGAAGGCUCAAUGCUGAGACUUGAAGAUCUGGGGGAUCAAAGAUACGCCCCCUACAAGUACAUGCUGAGGCUGUGCUACCGUGUGCUGAGACAUUCACAGCAGGACUACCGGAAAAAUCAGGAAUAUAUUGCUAAGAAUUUCUGUGUCAUGCAGUCCCAGAUUGGCUAUGAUAUUUUGGCAGAAGAUACCAUCACAGCUUUGUUGCACAACAACAGAAAACUACUAGAGAAACACAUCACAGCAAAAGAAAUAGAAACAUUUGUUAGUUUACUCAGGAGAAAUCGGGAGCCAAGGUUUUUGGAUUAUUUAUCAGAUCUCUGUGUGUCUAACACCACCGCUAUACCUGUAACUCAAGAACUCAUCUGCAAAUUUAUGUUGAGCCCAGGCAAUGCAGAUAUUCUCAUUCAAACUAAGCUGGUCUCAAUGCAAGGAGACAACCCCAUGGAGAGCGCCAUCCUUUCAGAUGACAUUGAUGAGGAAGAAGUUUGGCUCUACUGGAUUGACAGCAACAAGGAACCUCAUGGCAAAGCUAUCAGGCACCUUGCUCAGGAAGCAAAAGAAGGCACCAAGGCUGAUUUAGAAGUUCUUACCUACUACAGGUACCAGCUAAAUCUCUUUGCAAGGAUGUGUUUGGAUCGCCAGUAUCUGGCCAUAAACCAAAUUUCUACGCAGCUCUCUGUUGAUUUGAUCCUGCGGUGUAUGUCGGAUGAGAGCCUGCCCUUUGACCUCCGAGCAUCUUUUUGUCGCCUUAUGCUGCACAUGCAUGUUGACCGGGAUCCCCAGGAGUCUGUGGUGCCUGUUCGCUAUGCCAGGCUCUGGACAGAAAUCCCCACGAAGAUCACGAUUCAUGAAUAUGAUUCUAUAACAGACUCUUCCAGAAAUGAUAUGAAGAGGAAAUUUGCACUGACAAUGGAAUUUGUUGAAGAAUACUUGAAAGAGGUUGUAAAUCAGCCUUUUCCUUUUGGAGAUAAAGAAAAAAACAAACUGACAUUUGAGGUGGUCCACUUGGCUCGGAAUCUUAUAUACUUUGGAUUUUAUAGUUUCAGUGAAUUACUAAGGCUAACAAGAACACUUCUGGCUAUCCUCGAUAUUGUUCAGGCCCCCAUGUCAUCAUAUUUUGAAAGAUUAAGCAAAUUUCAAGAUGGAGGAAACAAUGUCAUGAGAACCAUCCAUGGGGUGGGAGAACUGAUGACCCAGAUGGUGCUCAGCAGAGGUUCCGUCUUCCCCAUGAGUGUGCCUGACAUCCAGCCCAGCCUGCAUCCCAGCAAGCAGGGGGGCCCCGCCGAGCACGAGGAUGUCACUGUCAUGGACACCAAGCUGAAGAUUAUUGAGAUUUUACAGUUUAUCCUGAGUGUCAGACUGGAUUAUAGGAUCUCAUAUAUGCUGUCAAUAUAUAAGAAGGAAUUUGGGGAGAACAAUGGAAAUGCGGAAACGUCCACCAAUGGCUCUCCCGAUACAUUGCUGCCAUCAGCUAUUGUUCCUGACAUAGAUGAAAUUGCAGCUCAGGCAGAAACUAUGUUUGCUGGAAGAAAGGAAAAAAAUCCAGUUCAACUUGAUGAUGAAGGAGGCAGGACAUUUUUACGGGUCCUCAUCCAUCUAAUCAUGCAUGACUACCCUCCUCUGCUAUCAGGAGCCCUGCAGCUGCUGUUCAAGCACUUCAGCCAGAGAGCGGAAGUUUUACAGGCAUUUAAACAGGUGCAGUUACUGGUGUCCAAUCAGGACGUAGAUAACUACAAACAAAUCAAGGCAGACCUAGACCAGCUUCGACUAACUGUAGAAAAAUCCGAGUUAUGGGUUGAGAAGAGCAGCAGCUAUGAGAAUGGAGAAAUGGGUGAAAAUCAAGUAAAAGGUGGUGAAGAGCCAAUUGAGGACUCAAACAUUUUAAGUCCAGUGCAAGAUGGAACAAAGAAACCUCAGAUUGACAGCAAUAAGAGCAACAACUACCGGAUUGUAAAGGAGAUUUUGAUUAGGCUAAGUAAACUCUGUGUACAGAAUAAAAAGUGUCGGAAUCAACAUCAACGAUUACUGAAAAAUAUGGGAGCCCAUUCAGUGGUGUUAGACCUGCUGCAGAUACCCUAUGAAAAGAAUGAUGAAAAGAUGAAUGAAGUAAUGAAUCUGGCCCAUACAUUCCUGCAGAAUUUCUGUCGGGGAAAUCCACAGAAUCAAGUUCUCCUACAUAAACAUCUGAAUUUGUUCUUAACCCCUGGUCUCCUUGAAGCAGAAACCAUGCGGCACAUCUUCAUGAACAAUUACCAUCUGUGCAAUGAAAUUAGCGAGAGGGUUAUCCAACACUUCGUGCACUGCAUUGAGACGCACGGCCGCCACGUGGAGUACCUGAGGUUUCUGCAGACGAUUGUCAAAGCAGAUGGUAAAUAUGUGAAGAAAUGCCAGGAUAUGGUGAUGACCGAGUUGAUAAAUGGGGGUGAAGAUGUGCUGAUAUUUUACAAUGAUAGAGCAUCAUUUCCCAUCCUUCUCCAUAUGAUGUGUUCAGAGAGAGACCGAGGGGAUGAGAGUGGCCCCUUAGCCUACCACAUCACCCUUGUGGAGUUGCUGGCAGCAUGCACAGAGGGGAAAAAUGUCUACACUGAAAUCAAGUGCAAUUCCCUUCUGCCCCUGGACGACAUAGUGAGGGUGGUGACCCAUGACGACUGCAUCCCUGAGGUUAAAAUUGCUUAUGUGAAUUUUGUUAAUCACUGUUAUGUUGACACUGAAGUGGAAAUGAAAGAAAUCUACACAAGUAACUACAUUUGGAAAUUAUUUGAGAACUUCUUGGUGGAUAUGGCAAGGGUUUGCAACACAACUACAGACAGGAAACACGCAGACACCUUUUUGGAGAAGUGUGUUACUGAGUCAAUAAUGAACAUUGUGAGCGGCUUUUUUAAUUCUCCCUUUUCAGACAACAGUACCAGCCUGCAGACACAUCAGCCAGUUUUUAUUCAGCUGCUCCAGUCUGCCUUCAGAAUUUACAAUUGCACCUGGCCAAAUCCAGCACAGAAAGCCUCGGUGGAGUCCUGUAUCAGAACUUUGGCUGAAGUGGCAAAGAAUCGUGGAAUUGCCAUUCCAGUGGAUUUGGACGGCCAAGUUAAUACUCUUUUUAUGAAGAGUCAUUCCAAUAUGGUGCAGAGAGCGGCCAUGGGUUGGAGACUAUCAGCUCGCUCUGGACCACGCUUUAAGGAAGCUCUUGGAGGGCCUUCUUGGGAUUAUAGAAAUAUUAUUGAAAAGUUACAGGAUGUAGUGGCGUCCUUGGAGCAACAGUUCAGCCCGAUGAUGCAGGCUGAAUUCUCCGUGUUGGUUGAUGUGCUGUACAGUCCAGAGCUACUGUUUCCUGAGGGGAGCGAUGCAAGAAUAAGAUGCGGUGCUUUCAUGUCCAAGUUGAUUAAUCAUACAAAGAAACUGAUGGAGAAAGAAGAAAAAUUGUGCAUUAAAAUUCUUCAAACUUUACGAGAAAUGCUAGAGAAGAAAGACAGCUUUGUGGAAGAGGGUACUACAUUAAGAAAAAUACUCCUGAAUCGGUACUUUAGAGGCGAUUAUGGUGUCUGUAUGAACGGACACCUCUCUGGAGCCUACUGCAAAUCUGCACAAGGAGGAGGAAGCUUUUCUGGACAAGAUUCAGAUAAGAUGGGGAUAUCCAUGUCAGAUAUUCAGUGUCUACUGGAUAAAGAAGGUGCAUCUGAACUUGUCAUCGAUGUUAUAGUGAACACCAAAAAUGACAGAAUUUUUUCGGAAGGCAUUUUACUUGGCAUUGCCUUGCUUGAAGGAGGAAAUACACAAACUCAGUACUCCUUCUACCAGCAGUUGCAUGAACAAAAAAAGUCAGAAAAAUUCUUCAAAGUUCUCUAUGACCGAAUGAAGGCUGCUCAGAAAGAGAUAAGAUCAACAGUGACAGUUAAUACCAUAGACUUAGGUAACAAAAAAAGGGAUGAUGACAAUGAAUUGAUGACAUCUGGACCACGAAUGAGAGUAAGAGAUUCAUCAUUACAUUUAAAAGACGGAAUGAAAGGGCAAUUAACAGAAGCUUCUUCGGCAACAUCCAAAGCGUACUGUGCAUACAGAAGAGAAAUGGAUCCAGAAAUAGACAUCAUGUGCACAGGAUCAGAAGCGGGAAACGCUGAGGAAAAGUCUGCGGAGGAAGUAACAGUGAGCCCUGCCAUUGCCAUCAUGCAGCCGAUUCUGAGAUUUCUUCAGUUACUCUGUGAGAAUCACAACCGGGAACUGCAGAAUUUCUUGAGGAAUCAAAACAACAAAACAAAUUACAACCUUGUCUGUGAGACCCUUCAGUUUUUGGACUGCAUUUGUGGAAGUACGACGGGUGGCCUGGGCCUCUUGGGUCUCUACAUCAAUGAGAAGAAUGUAGUGCUGGUCAACCAGACUCUGGAGAGCUUGACUGAGUAUUGCCAGGGCCCAUGCCAUGAAAAUCAGACAUGUAUUGCUACUCAUGAAUCUAAUGGGAUUGAUAUCAUCAUUGCUUUGAUUCUAAAUGACAUAAACCCUCUUGGUAAAUAUCGAAUGGACCUGGUGCUCCAACUAAAGAACAAUGCCUCCAAGCUUUUGCUGGCCAUCAUGGAAAGUAGACAUGACAGUGAGAAUGCAGAAAGAAUUCUAUUUAACAUGAGACCCAGAGAACUGGUGGAUGUGGUGAAGAACGCCUAUAACCAAGGAUUGGAAUGCGAUCACGGGGAUGAUGAGGGCGGAGAUGAUGGUGUUUCCCCAAAAGAUGUUGGACACAAUAUCUAUAUUCUGGCCCAUCAGUUGUCACGCCACAACAAACUCUUGCAGCAGAUGCUCAAACCAGGAUCCGAUCCAGAUGACGGUGAUGAAGCCUUAAAGUAUUAUGCCAACCACACUGCACAGAUCGAGAUUGUUCGGCAUGAUAGGACAAUGGAGCAAAUAGUGUUUCCCGUCCCCAAUAUAUGUGAAUACCUCACGCGAGAAUCCAAGUGCCGCGUGUUCAAUACCACGGAAAGGGAUGAACAAGGAAGUAAAGUGAAUGACUUUUUCCAGCAAACGGAAGAUCUCUACAAUGAGAUGAAGUGGCAGAAGAAAAUCAGGAGUAACCCUGCCCUGUUCUGGUUCUCAAGGCACAUUUCUCUCUGGGGGAGCAUCUCCUUCAACCUGGCUGUGUUUAUCAACUUAGCUGUGGCUCUCUUCUACCCAUUUGGGGAUGAUGGAGAUGAAGGUACACUUUCACCGUUGUUCUCAGUUCUGCUUUGGAUAGCAGUUGCAAUCUGCACAUCUAUGCUGUUUUUCCUCUCCAAGCCUGUGGGUAUUCGGCCAUUUCUUGUGUCAGUAAUGCUCAGAUCAAUAUAUACAAUAGGUCUUGGGCCUACGUUAAUACUUCUUGGUGCAGCUAAUCUUUGUAAUAAAAUAGUAUUUCUGGUGAGUUUUGUCGGAAACCGUGGCACGUUCACCCGAGGGUACCGAGCGGUCAUCCUGGAUAUGGCCUUUCUCUACCACGUAGCAUAUGUCCUGGUUUGCAUGCUGGGCCUCUUUGUCCACGAAUUCUUCUAUAGCUUCCUGCUUUUUGAUUUAGUAUAUAGAGAAGAGACUCUGCUCAAUGUCAUAAAAAGUGUCACACGGAAUGGCCGCUCCAUUAUUCUAACUGCAGUCCUCGCCCUCAUCCUUGUCUACCUGUUUUCCAUUAUUGGAUUCCUUUUUCUGAAGGAUGACUUCACUAUGGAGGUGGAUAGGCUGAAAAACAGAACUCCCCUCACAGGUAGCAAUGCAGUUUCUGCUAUGACUUUCGCUUCAAUCCUGGGAACAUGUGAAAAGGAAAACUGCUCACCCACAAUACCAGCUUCAAAUACAGCUGCUGAGGAGUAUGAAGAUGGAAUUGAAAGGACGUGUGACACCCUCCUUAUGUGCAUUGUGACUGUCCUGAACCAGGGCCUCAGGAACGGUGGCGGCGUGGGAGAUGUGCUGAGAAGACCCUCAAAAGAUGAGCCCUUGUUUGCUGCCCGAGUGGUGUAUGACCUUCUUUUUUAUUUCAUUGUCAUCAUUAUCGUUCUUAACUUGAUUUUUGGGGUUAUCAUUGAUACUUUUGCGGAUCUCAGAAGUGAAAAACAGAAAAAAGAAGAAAUUCUAAAGACAACCUGCUUCAUCUGUGGACUCGAGAGGGACAAGUUUGAUAAUAAAACGGUUUCUUUUGAGGAGCACAUCAAGUCAGAACACAACAUGUGGCAUUAUUUGUACUUCCUAGUCCUGGUGAAGGUGAAAGACCCAACUGAAUACACUGGACCUGAAAGUUACGUGGCUCAAAUGAUUGUGGAGAAGAAUUUGGACUGGUUUCCUCGGAUGCGAGCUAUGUCCCUCGUUAGCAAUGAAGGUGACAGUGAACAAAAUGAGAUUCGGAACCUGCAGGAGAAGUUGGAAUCGACCAUGAGUCUGGUCAAACAGCUGUCCGGUCAGCUGGCGGAGCUGAAGGAGCAGAUGACAGAACAAAGGAAGAAUAAGCAGAGACUGGGCUUUCUCGGAUCAAACACACCCCAUGUGAAUCAUCACAUGCCACCACACUGAUACCAUGGGGGCAGCCGUGACUAGCCUUUCAUCAGUGUACUGCCUGAUCACUGAAUAAAGAACUGAGAUGGA